Messenger RNA from Punica granatum (pomegranate), 1686 nucleotides. Lineage: Eukaryota; Viridiplantae; Streptophyta; Magnoliopsida; Myrtales; Lythraceae. The record is from RefSeq and is a predicted model, not a curated record.
UCGACGAGUCCAUGAAUCACAAAACUUUCCAAAGCAAUGGAACUCUGCUACUUCAUUCUUCUCCCCAUUUUCUUCUUCCUUGCUAAAUCACUCUUCCACAAAUCUAGCCACCGGAAACUGCCGCCUGGACCAGCCGGAUUCCCAAUCCUCGGUUCCCUUCCCCACCUCGGCCCUAAAGUGCAUGAGUCGUUGUUCCAGAUGGCGAAGCGCCAUGGCCCAUUGAUGACCCUUCGUCUUGGCGCUAUCACCACUGUGGUGGCAUCCUCCCCCGAGGCUGCCCAAGAGAUCCUUGGGAAAAACGACAGGGCGUUUUCGGAGAGGCCGGUCCCCGAUGUAAUCUCAGCCCAACCAGGCCCAGAGUUCUCCCUUGCUUGGGUACCAGGGGACCAUGCGUGGCGCAACCGUCGCCGCAUCUGCACCACCCAUCUACUCUCACCGCACCGCCUCAAUGCUCUCCAGCAUCUCAGGCAGGAGAAGGUCCAGCAACUCCUGCGUCACAUCGAGAAAAAGCACGUGAAUACCGGAGAGCCCGUAGAUAUUGGGAAAGUGGCAUAUGCUACGAGCCUGAACCUGGUAUCUAGCACAUUGUUCUCAGCCAAUGUUAUAGAUCCCGAAUUUGAGACAGCCCAGGAGUUUAAGGAUGUUGUAUGGCGGAUCAUGGAGGCUGCUGGGAAGCCAAACCUGUCGGACUAUUUUCCACUGAUCCGGUGGUUCGAUCUCCAGGGGAUAAAAAGGCAUGUGAAGAGUUCUUAUUUGAGGUUGCAUGAGAUUUUUGAUGAGAUAAUUGAGAAGCGUUUGAAAGAUCGAGCAGCCAAGUCCGCCACGAGGAUCGAUGAUUUUUUGGAUGUUCUUUUGGAUCUGUGCCAAGAGGAGGGCUCGGGUUUCGAUCAUCAAAACAUCAAGCCGCUAAUUCUGUGUUUAUUUAUUGCUGGGAGCGAUACAACAGCAAUAACAGUCGAGUGGGCAAUGGCCGAACUUCUUAGGAAGCCCAGCGUGCUCCAAAAGGCACGACAAGAGCUCCUCACGGUCGUAGGAACCAAACGGCCACUUCAAGAAUCCGACAUCGACAAACUCCCUUACCUCCAAGCCAUUGUCAAGGAGACAAUGAGGCUUCACCCUGCGGGGCCGCUUCUCCUCCCUUACAGGGCAAAAACCGAUACCGAGGUUCUCGGUUACGUCAUCCCCAAGGGUAUUCAAGUCUUCGUCAAUGCAUGGGCUAUUGCAAGAGAUUCGAACUAUUGGAUCGAACCCAUGGAAUUUCGUCCAGAGAGAUUCACAGGAUCAAGUGUUGACUUUAAGGGACGCAACUUCGAGUAUCUCCCGUUUGGGGCAGGUCGACGAGUCUGCCCUGGGAUGCCGCUUGCCGCCAGGAUGGUUCAUUUGACGGUAGGCUCGCUGGUUCAGGCAUUUGAUUGGCAACUGCCGGGAGGAAUCUUGCCGGGGGAGUUGGACAUGGAGGAGAAGUUCGGUGUCACGUUGAAGAAGGCUGUCCCUCUCUGCGCCAUCCCUAGGGUAGAUUGAAAGGGGGAGAGACCGUACAAGAGGAUCAUCGUACCAAAUCGUUAUUUGUAUUAAUCAUACUUUUUUUUCUUAAUUUUCCUUUAUUUUAUUUAUAGUGCAUGUGUAAAAUUAAAAUAUAAGGCGAAGAUUACUCUCUACUGUACGGUUGAAAAGAGUGAUUCUGCA